Molecule: messenger RNA, 1209 nt
Organism: Emys orbicularis (European pond turtle)
Lineage: Eukaryota; Metazoa; Chordata; Testudines; Emydidae
Gene: SSTR1
Product: somatostatin receptor 1
Exons: 1
Coding region: 1-1209 (402 amino acids)
Biological process (GO): cellular response to estradiol stimulus; neuropeptide signaling pathway
Cellular component (GO): neuron projection; plasma membrane
Molecular function (GO): neuropeptide binding; somatostatin receptor activity
Source: RefSeq, a predicted model, not a curated record
AUGCUCCCCAAUGGCACCUGCCCCAGGCUCCCGGGCGGUGCAGGUGGAGGCAGCGGCAGUAGCGGCGGCGCGAGCGGAGGGAGCUGCUGUAGCAGCGGCAGCGCCGGCGGGGUCCUGGGGGAGGCAGCGGCGGGGGGCAUGGAGGCGGGCGGCAGGAACUCCUCCGGCGCCCCGAACGGCACCCUGAGCGACUCGCAGGGCAGCGCCAUCCUCAUCUCCUUCAUCUACUCCGUGGUGUGCCUGGUGGGGCUGUGCGGCAACUCCAUGGUCAUCUACGUGAUCCUGCGCUACGCCAAGAUGAAGACCGCCACCAACAUCUACAUCCUCAACCUGGCCAUCGCCGACGAGCUGCUGAUGCUCAGCGUGCCCUUCCUGGUCACCUCCACCCUGCUGCGCCACUGGCCCUUCGGCUCGCUGCUCUGCCGCCUGGUGCUCAGCGUGGACGCCAUCAACAUGUUCACCAGCAUCUACUGCCUGACGGUGCUCAGCGUGGACCGCUACAUCGCCGUGGUGCACCCCAUCAAGGCGGCCCGCUACCGCCGGCCCAGCGUGGCCAAGAUGGUCAACCUGGGCGUCUGGGUGCUCUCCAUCCUCAUCAUCCUGCCCAUCAUCAUCUUCUCCAGCACGGCGCCCAACAGCGACGGCACGGUGGCCUGCAACAUGCUCAUGCCCGAGCCCACUCACCGGUGGCUGGUGGUCUUCGUGGUCUACACCUUCCUGAUGGGCUUCCUGCUGCCCGUGGUGGCCAUCUGCCUCUGCUACAUCCUCAUCAUCGCCAAGAUGCGCAUGGUGGCGCUCAAGGCCGGCUGGCAGCAGCGCAAGCGCUCCGAGCGGAAGAUCACCCUCAUGGUCAUGAUGGUGGUGAUGGUCUUCGUCAUCUGCUGGAUGCCCUUCUACAUCGUGCAGCUGGUCAACGUCUUCGUGGAGCAGGACGACGCCACCAUCAGCCAGCUCUCCGUCAUCUUGGGCUACGCCAACAGCUGCGCCAACCCCAUCCUCUACGGCUUCCUCUCGGACAACUUCAAGAGGUCCUUCCAGCGGCUCUUGUGCCUCAGCUGGAUGGACAACGCCACGGAGGAGCCCGUCGAUUACUACGCCACCGCCCUGAAGAGCAGGGCGUACAGCGUGGAGGACUUUCCCCCCGACAACUUGGAGUCGGGGAGCAUGUACAGGAACGGCACUUGCACCUCCAGGAUUACCACCCUCUGA